Molecule: messenger RNA, 2460 nt
Organism: Oryctolagus cuniculus (rabbit)
Lineage: Eukaryota; Metazoa; Chordata; Mammalia; Lagomorpha; Leporidae
Gene: DUSP19
Product: dual specificity phosphatase 19
Biological process (GO): regulation of MAP kinase activity; protein dephosphorylation
Cellular component (GO): cytoplasm
Molecular function (GO): JUN kinase phosphatase activity
Source: RefSeq, a predicted model, not a curated record
CCUCGUCUUACAAUAUAGCGCUGGGAGAAAGGGAGCUGGACUUCUCAGUUCCCUGGCGUGUGGCUGCAGUCACCUGGUAGGGGCGCACUCCGUGAGGCUGCUUUUGUUACCUGGGAUACAAGGGGCGAGCAGUUGUGUCCUCCGUGCUUGCUGGAUUUGCUUGUAUUUGUUUUCAGCCACUGCUCAUGUAAUGCACUCCCUUAACCAGGAAAUUAAAGCAUUCUCCCGGAAUAAUCUCCGGAAGCAAUGCACCAGGGUGACAACGCUAACUGGAAAGAAAAUUAUAGAAACGUGGAAAGAUGCCAGAAUUCACGUUGUGGAAGAAGUAGAGCCGAGCGGUGGGGGUGGUUGUGGUUAUGUGCAGGAUCUUAGCUUGGACCUGCAAGUUGGCGUUGUUAAACCAUGGUUGCUCCUGGGGUCACAGGAUACUGCUCAUGAUCUGGAUACACUGAAGGAGUACAAGGUGACUCAUAUUCUAAAUGUUGCUUGUGGAGUUGAAAAUGCUUUCCUCGGUGACUUCACAUAUAAGAGCAUCUCCAUAUUGGAUCUCCCUGAAACCAAUAUCCUGUCUUAUUUUCCAGAAUGUUUUGAAUUUAUUGAAGAAGCUAAAAUGAAGGAUGGAGUUGUUCUUGUUCAUUGUAAUGCAGGAGUUUCCAGAGCUGCUGCAAUUGUAAUAGGUUUUUUGAUGAAUUCUGAAGAAAUUUCAUUUACCAAUGCUUUUUCUUUGGUGAAAAAUGCAAGGCCUUCCAUAUGUCCAAAUUCUGGCUUCAUGGAGCAACUUCGUACAUAUCAAGUGGGCAAAGACAACAAGUGUGACAAAAAACAGGAAUUAGAAAAGGACAAGAGUUCAUGAGUUGCAUUCUAGCUGAUGAUGGGCAACUAUAAUUUCUGAAUUGACUUUGAUAGCCAUUUUCCCUCUUUUUUUUUAGGACAUGGACUAAUAAAAACCUUCCUUUUAUCUUGCUUACAAAUGGAAAUUGAGGUCAAUUUGUUUUUUCUGAACUAGUAUAUGAAUUUUUAAAUUAUAUAACUUUUCCUUUGUUAUUACAGUGUUUGAUUAAAUGCUUCUUUGAAUUGCUAGGGAAACAACAGUGUAUUACCCAUCAUUGAUUUCUAUAGAAGAAAAAGGGUUAUAUUUAAAGUCUAUAUUAGAGCAAGGAAAGAAUAAUCAGUUAAUGAAGCCUUUUGAUACUUUUCUAUGCCACCAACUGUUUUCAUGAAGGAAAGAAUUUGAUAUGCUAUUUGAUUUACUGUUUCAAAAGGAGAUAACUUUCAUUGUAAAGAAUAUUUUUAAGUUUGAAAAUAAACACUUUCAACCUCCCUGAAGAGGUGCCAGUAUCUAAAGGUUAUUUAGUAUUUCUAUAGUGGUUAAAAUGUUUUCUAAAUUUUUAAAUCCUCUUAGGAAAACAUACCCACUUCUCAUUUUGUUGUUUUUUUUUUUUAGCUUAAUUUUAUUACCUGCAUUUUUUAUUUUUAAAAUAUGUAAACAGAUAUUUUUCCUUAUAUUAUUGUAAGUGUGUGGUUAGUCUUUUACAUUUUGUGCUUUUUAUCUUGGGUGCCUAGCAAGCUGUUGUUGGUUCCCAUGUCAUAAUUUUUUGGUCUCCUUGGAUAUGUCUUGUACUGAAGGGUAUUUUUCUUAGAUUUGUUUUCUUCUAUGAUCUGUUUUCUAAUUCAAAAUGUAUUUCUUCCAUGAUCUAUUUUCUAGUUUAGUCUCCUACUGGAGAACAUUUUUAGAAGUAUUUAUUUAUUUGAGAGGCAGAGAGAGAGAGACAAAGAGCUCUCAUCCUCUGGCUCACUCUCCAAAAGCCCAUAAUGGUCAGGGCUGGGCCAAAGCUGGCAGCUUGUAACUGAAUCAGAUCUCCCACAUGAAUGUCAAGAAUCAAAUCUAUUGAGCCGUCAUUGCUGCCUCCUGGUUUCUGCAUUAGGAAACUGGAGUCAGGAACAAGAGUUAGAUUUCAAACCAAAGUACUCCCAUAUGAGAUGCAGGAACCCCAACUGGCAUGUUAACCACUAGGCUAACCAUCCAUCCCAUGAGCACCAUUUUAAAAAAUGUUUUAUUUCACUUUUAUUUGACAGACCAGUAGAUGGAGAAACAGAAAAGGAUAGAGGACAGGUAGGGCAGGAGAGGGAGAAGGAAAUCCUUUGUGCUGGUUCACUCCCUAAAUGCCCACAAUGGCUGGAAUUGGGCCAAGUUGAACUUGAAGCCAGGAACUCAAUUCAGGUCUCCCAUGUGGGUGGCAGGGAUGCAAUGACUUGGACCAUCUCCUGCUGCUUUCUAGGGUCUGCCUUGGAAGGAAACUUGAGUCAGAUUAAAUUUAUAAUUUAAUCUUUGGUUAAAGGUUUUGAAUAGUUUCUUUUUGCUGUCUCCAUAUUGUUAAGACUGAACUCUGUACAUUGUAAAUUUGCCUUCAGAUUUUGAAAUUUUUGGUUCAAAUAAAGUGUAUUGUAAUUAAAAAACAA